Molecule: messenger RNA, 3266 nt
Organism: Zalophus californianus (California sea lion)
Lineage: Eukaryota; Metazoa; Chordata; Mammalia; Carnivora; Otariidae
Gene: BTBD1
Product: BTB domain containing 1
Exons: 8
Coding region: 114-1571 (485 amino acids)
Biological process (GO): neurogenesis
Cellular component (GO): P-body; cytosol
Molecular function (GO): protein binding
Source: RefSeq, a predicted model, not a curated record
AGCCCCUUUCCCGGAAGGCACCGAGGCGGCGCCGGCCUCCGGGGGCGGCCUCGGCGAUGGCGGCUGGUAGGCGGGUGCUCUGUGCCUAGCCAGAGAAGCCGUGUCGCUGGAGGAUGGCCUCGCUUGGGCCGGCCGCUGUGGGCGAGCAGGUCCCGGGGGCCGAGGCGGAGCCGGGCGCCGCGGGGCCUCCGCCGCCACCGCCACCGCCGCCGUCGUCCUCUCUGGGGCCCCUGCUCCCCCUGCAGCGGGAGCCGCUAUACAACUGGCAGGCGACCAAGGCGUCGCUGAAGGAGCGCUUCGCCUUCCUUUUCAACUCGGAGCUGCUGAGCGAUGUGCGCUUCGUGCUGGGCAAGGGCCGCGGCGGCACGGCCGCCGGGGGCCCGCAGCGCAUCCCCGCGCACCGCUUUGUGCUGGCGGCCGGCAGCGCCGUCUUCGACGCCAUGUUCAACGGCGGCAUGGCCACCACCUCGGCCGAGAUCGAGCUGCCCGACGUGGAGCCAGCCGCCUUCUUGGCGCUGCUGAGAUUUCUGUAUUCAGAUGAAGUUCAAAUUGGCCCAGAGACAGUUAUGACCACUCUUUAUACUGCUAAGAAAUAUGCAGUCCCAGCCCUGGAAGCACAUUGUGUGGAAUUUCUCACCAAACAUCUUCGGGCAGAUAAUGCCUUUAUGUUACUUACUCAGGCUCGAUUGUUUGAUGAACCUCAGCUUGCCAGUCUUUGUCUGGACACCAUAGACAAAAGCACCUUGGACGCAAUAGGCGCAGAGGGCUUUACCGACGUCGACAUUGACACACUCUGUGCAGUUCUGGAAAGAGACACACUUAGUAUCAGAGAAAGUCGACUUUUUGGAGCUGUUGUGCGAUGGGCAGAAGCGGAAUGUCAAAGACAGCAGUUGCCUGUGACUUUUGGAAAUAAACAGAAAGUUCUAGGAAAAGCACUGUCCUUGAUCCGGUUUCCACUGAUGACCAUUGAGGAGUUUGCAGCAGGUCCUGCUCAGUCUGGAAUUUUGUCCGACCGUGAAGUGGUCAAUCUGUUUCUUCAUUUUACGGUCAAUCCUAAGCCCCGAGUGGACUACAUCGACCGGCCCCGGUGUUGCCUGCGGGGGAAGGAGUGCUGCAUCAACAGGUUCCAGCAGGUGGAGAGCCGCUGGGGCUACAGCGGCACGAGCGACCGCAUCAGGUUCACAGUUAAUAGAAGAAUCUCUAUAGUCGGAUUUGGUUUAUAUGGAUCUAUUCAUGGUCCCACGGAUUAUCAAGUGAAUAUACAGAUCAUUGAAUAUGAAAAAAAACAAACCCUGGGACAAAAUGAUACUGGAUUCAGUUGUGAUGGGACUGCUAACACAUUCAGGGUCAUGUUCAAAGAACCUAUAGAGAUCCUGCCCAACGUGUGCUACACAGCAUGCGCGACACUCAAAGGUCCAGAUUCCCACUAUGGCACAAAAGGAUUGAAGAAAGUCGUGCAUGAGACACCUACUGCUAGCAAGACUGUUUUUUUCUUUUUCAGUUCCCCUGGCAAUAAUAAUGGCACUUCAAUAGAAGAUGGACAAAUACCAGAAAUAAUAUUUUAUACAUAAUUCAGCAUUCUGAUACAUCUUGGCUAAAUAGUACCAUACCAUCUAGUCUCAAAGGCAUAAAAAACUGGCCACAAAAAAUAGUUUGUCAUGAAUAUUUAAAGUUUUAAGAUAAGAAACAUUUUAGUUUCUUAGAGGAGAUAAAGAAUGUUGAUUUAAAUCCCUGCAUGGUUUAAAAGCAGAUUUUCCAUUUUCUUAUAACCUUAGGGGAAAAGAGAACUGGGCGUUAACUAUUUAAAAAGAAAAAAAAAAAAACGCAGGUCUUUAAGCUUUAUCUUGUAUAAUUUCAUAGAUCAGCUGACUCAUGGUCUUUCCACAGUUUCAUAGAAAGAUUUUUGUUUCAGACAGCUGGUUUUGUUGUUGAUGUUGUUUUAACUGUUGUGAAGGUUAGAUGAGUUGGACUUACAGGCUUAUCUAUUCUGAAGGUUACAUGAGAUGAGAUGGGUCAGUAUUCCUAAAGAAUUCCCAUUAAUUCACAUAACUAAUUUCAAAGAAAACUGACCUUGUAUUUGGAGUUUUGAAGUAUCUGGUUGUUAGCAUUCAGAAUAUUGCUAGAAGUAGGCCUAAUAAAUGCCCAAGAACAUUCUCAAUGUAUUUACAAAAAAGGAUAUUUUGUAACAGUAUAUAGUCAUGUUACAUAGUACAGUUUUAAACUAUAAAUGGAGUUUGUACAGAUUCACAAUAAUGUGACAUAAACGGAGGGUCUAAAGGUAGAGUCUGAGACCGGAUUCUUUAUCACUAAUCUGCACCACUGUACUCGUGUGUCUGUAUGGGGAACACUCCUGAGAAUGCCCGAGAUUGAGAUGGCGCAGCUGGUGGCGACCGGCCAACCAGCAUCAGUUCAACAUUGGGGCGAUAAUCUUACAUAACAAGAAACUGAAUAAAAUACUGACUUUUCUAACAACUACUUUGAAAUUUUAAAGAUAACCAACAGAAUCACUCCUGCUGAAAAGUAUACUUUCUGUCACCUACACAGUUCUACCCAAGAAGUAAGAUAUGUUUCAUAUUUAUGACCUCACUCAUGUCACAGGUACAGCUGUAUUAGGAGGGGAUAGGAAGUAUACCUGGUAGAACAACAUUUGUAUACUUUUUUAUAAAGCAAAAUUUUUAUAUAAAUAACAUUCUCUUUUUCCCUCAAAAGUGAUUAUCUUGUUAAAAAAAAAAGCUUAUGUGUAAUUAAGUUUAAGAUAUAUCAAAUAGUUUUGGAAGAUGGUUAAAAAUCACAAUUCUUUUAAGUAACAACUUAAGAAUUGAGGUUUUCUAAAUAGUAAUUAGGACAAAAAUUUUUCAUCUAAAAUAGCACUUCAUUUUAUAUUUUUAAGAAGGUAGUGAGGUGUGUUGGUGGCAGAGGUCUCAAAAUUGCUGAAGAAGGGACAUUUUUCUAUCUCUGGUGUCUUACGGAUGUAAACCUCAGUUAACUGGAAUAUCUAUGAAAUGUGUGUGGUUCUGGUUGACUAAAGAUUAACCAGCAAAUACCCUGUAGUAACCAUUAUGGAAAGUACUUCUACCUUGUAAAGUAUGGUAUGCCCUGGGUUAGUAAGUUAAUGUUUUUUUGACAUUUGAGGCAUUUCAAAUGCUUUUCAAGUAUGUUGCACUGAACAAUGAUUGUAACUGAAGGUAACUAUAGAAGGGAUAAGAAACGGAACUGUUCGCUGAUAUGGGAUGUCCCCUGGAAUUUUUAAAAAAAUAAAUAUUAUC